Molecule: messenger RNA, 2118 nt
Organism: Magallana angulata
Lineage: Eukaryota; Metazoa; Mollusca; Bivalvia; Ostreida; Ostreidae
Product: poly(A) polymerase-like
Exons: 5
Coding region: 166-852 (228 amino acids)
Source: RefSeq, a predicted model, not a curated record
CAUUGUUUAAAAAAAUUUGGUCGUCGGUUCAACGUGUGGAAUUUGCCUUCAUUACGUUACGGCCUUUUCUAAGCUUUUUAACAAGGUAAGAGCAUCAUCUUAGCUACUCUCACAAUAAUCUGAGUUUCUAUUAUUUCUGUUUCAGCCGAAACAGAAUGUUCGCAGAUGUUGACAGAUACAAUAUCAACAGCGACAACCAGGGAACAGGACUUGACGUCAACUGCAUACACGACACCAUCAACCAAUAAGCAAACAACACGUUCUGAAGCAUAUACGACAAGCGUUACUAGUAUUCAAACAACUAUAAUAUCAACAGCGACAACCGGGGGACAGGACAUGACGUCAACUGCAUACACAACAACAUCAACCAAUGAACAAACAACACGUUCUGAGGCAUCUCUGACAGACGUUAGUCAAACAACUACAAUAUCUGCGACAACCGGGGGACAGGACAUGACGUCAACCGCAUACACGACAACGUCAAUUAACGAGCAAACAAUACGUUCUGAAGCAUAUACGACCAGCGCUAUGUGUCCUUGUCAAUGUGAAUACUUUGAUAAGAUAGUGUACUGGGCCCAGGAGAAUAACCAGCUAAAACAGUAUGAAGAACUGACCAAGAAACUGGCUGAAAUCAAAGAUAUCCUGAAAAUGGAAACCAAAAACCUAAGCUCCUUUGUUAAUAAGAAGAUAAGCGCUGCUGAUGAUCGUCCGUCUGCGGUUGCCACCGGGUACUUGGGGGCUGUCAUCAUAAUCAUUGUGCUGACUGGCAUAGUCUUGCUUGAUCUUCCUGUGAUUAUUCAGCAUGCAAGGUUGUUAUUUUGGGACAUCCAAAGACUGUGCGCUAGAGGAUAAUAAUUAAGUUUCUACGUUGAUGAAUGGAGCACUAAAACAACAUAUCAUUUAAAAGUCACAAUUUUUCUAACGAAUAAUAGUUUACAUUGCUUAGCUCUCUACAAGUGCGUUCAAUAACUCAUAGAGGCAAAGGCUAUUGGGUUUUUUCUUAAGGUUAUAUUAUUAUUUACUCAAAAAAUGUUUUGGCUAUAACAAAACUUUUAAAUAUUCUGUAUCGCAUUUUGUGACAAGUUGAAGAGUUAACUCGUAAUAAAAUUACGACGUCAACGUUUAAAGCGGCGCAGCAGUAUCUGAUCAAAUUUUGUAAAGACCUUUGCAAAAUCCUAAUGGGCUUUUCUAGUAAAUAAAAUUAACAAAAUUGAUUCGAAAUGCGUUUGGUGAAUAAGUAGUUUAACAACAUUGAAAAUAUUGAGACGAGUAUGAUGAGAAUAGGUGGAAAAAAGAAAAACCGGGCGACCAAUAUAAAUGGACGUAAAAAUGUUGAACGACACAUUGCGGUAAGACGGACAUUAGACAACAAGUCAUACAGGGCAGUUUUUGAGUCGUAAGAUCGGUAAGACUUAUGAAAUAUUAAAAAGAAAUUCGAAUGUAUGUUGAAUGUGCACUCAUGGUACACAUUCAAAGAAAACAUUUUUCUUCCGUUUCCAACAGAAGACCUUCUUGUUUUUGCUUUUGUUUCUUUUUUCCUACUACUCUUUUUUCUGUCACGUUUUCUCAAAAACGCUUCAGCCAUUCGACGAAACUUUCAUAUCUUACUCUAGACAAAAUAUUUUAUUUAUUAUUUUUCAAUAGUUGAUCGAGACGCUUUUAUGACUGCAGAAUGUUUAAAAAUCGAUCUACGGAAGCCUCUUGUUGCUAUUAUUUUUUUAAAUGAGAUGUUUUUUACUUUGUUUUUUUUUUCUUAUGCAAAACUGUGAUUAAUGUGAUUUGAUAUAAAUUGUAGUAAGGCUAAAGUAAAUAAAACAAAUUACAGAAAAGGAGCAAUAAUUAGCUUAAGUUUCAUAUAGAAUAGUACGACUUAAUAAUUCUUUUAAUUACUUGAUACUCAAAUAACAAGUAUAAUGCUUUUUGCGUAUUUUUGCAAUUUUCCAACUUAAGACAUAUAUAGCUUACAGUAGCACGAUAAACAAGUGCUACAUGUAUAGUGUAUAUCGUUUAACAUUGAAAAUCUCAAGAUUAUUCGUUUGCUACAUGUAGAUCUUAAAUAAAAUUUAUUAGCUGAUAUCACGGUAUACUGUUUUUGAGAAGGUACACUUUUAAUAUGAA